AUGGAAGUACCCAAAUGGCUGGAAUAUGAAGGGGGUGACAUCACUUUGGACGACGAGUUUGAUAUACUUUACCAUUACGUUGAGCCAAAUCCAAUUGAAUACGAAAUCAGACGCUAUGUAUUAGAAAAGUACACCCGAGUUAUCGAGAAUGACAAAAAAUCCGAAAUCAAAGUUGUGCCGUUUGGGUCGACUCAGUCAAAACUAUUUCUUCCAUCGAGCGACAUUGAUUUCACUGUUGUUACUAAGGGAGGGAAGACAAAUAUGGUGUUAAAUUCCGUCGCGAGGAUACUCAGUCUGUAUACGAUGGAAGACGAGAAGAGAGCACUGAGAGCGACAGUGCCAGUCAUUAAACUUACUGAUAGAGAAACGGGAAUUGUUUUGGACAUCUCACAUAACAAUGAAAGUGGAGUCGAUACAGUAAGGUGGAUGGAAAAGGAAAUGAAAUCAAACGCGUUGAUUAGGCCCUUGUUGUUUAUAAUCAAAACUGUCUUGAGUAGUUAUGAACUCAACCUCCCGGCCCUAGGUGGACUUGGGACUUACUCUCUCUUCAUGAUGGUGUUUUGUUUUUUCAGGGAAAAGGGGUCUGAUUUGAAAGACAAAAGAGGGGGUGCAAUCUUGUUAAGAUUUUUGAAGUACUACGCCACCGAAUUCGACUCGAGAAAAUUCGGUUUGUCGGUUACAGGAAACUUUUCGAGAGAGGAAAGACAUUGGGACGCGAGUUUGCAAAACUUGAGUAUCGAAGACCCCUGUGAUACAAGCAACGAUGUGUCGAUCUCAUCAUACAAAUGGCCGUACAUCAAGUUCAUAUUUAAGAUGUCGUACGCUGCACUAUUUUUCACGAAUAAAAAGACGUACAAUAAAAAGAGCUCUUUGCUUGGAAGAAUUCUCACUUUGUCUGACGAUUUUUGUGAGAAGAGAAUUAAUUGGAUUAAGUACUGGAACAAAAAGAGAAAGGACAACAAUUCGUUCAAUAACGGAUUUUUGGAGAUCAACGUCAAUUCCAAAACAAAAGAAAUUGUGUGCAUCGAUGAUGACAGUGUCAAUGAAAAAGAACAGAAAGUUGAAGUGCAAACAUCAGAAAAUCAGUUGGAGAUUUCUAAGAAAGUUGAACUUCAAACAAUCGACAAAGAAAUUAAUCACCAAAGCACUGAGGAGGUAAAAGAUAAUAAACAAAAUAAAGCCAACGCAAUGGAAACUGAAACAAACAUGCCACCACAAUGCGAAGAAAAAGAAGUCGAAAAGGUCAUAGAAACAACAACACAAAAGUGUGAAACUCAAACCCCUGUUGUGUCGCCCACCACAACGCCAAAAGAAAAAAAUGAUGGUCAAAUUGAAACAAGACAAGAUGACAAAAUUAAGGAGCAAAAAGAACAAUUACAAGAACAAACUGAUAUCACACCCGUUAAACCACAAACUGAAACACUUUGA
Molecule: messenger RNA, 1428 nt
Organism: Entamoeba invadens IP1
Lineage: Eukaryota; Evosea; Mastigamoebida; Endamoebidae
Product: PAP-associated domain containing protein, putative
Exons: 1
Coding region: 1-1428 (475 amino acids)
Biological process (GO): RNA 3'-end processing
Cellular component (GO): nucleolus; TRAMP complex
Molecular function (GO): mRNA binding; poly(A) RNA polymerase activity
Source: RefSeq, a predicted model, not a curated record